This is a messenger RNA of Phytophthora nicotianae INRA-310, 858 nucleotides long. RefSeq lists its product as hypothetical. Lineage: Eukaryota; Oomycota; Peronosporomycetes; Peronosporales; Peronosporaceae. Bases 1 to 858 code for a protein of 285 amino acids. The record is from RefSeq and is a predicted model, not a curated record. The transcript is spliced from 3 exons.
AUGGCUGCACUGGAUGAGUUUCGCAAGCGUCGUAUAGCUGAGACCGUCAACCAAAAACUUAAAUUUUUUCAUGCGGAUAUUGCUAAGCUCAGCAGGGCCGUGCUAGGAGUCAUCCAACAAGAAUCUGCGCUAAGUGAGAAGAAAUUUGUGUUUGCAAGUCCACCAACUGCUAGAACAGCACUCGCAAACAAAGAUAACAGUCUUGUGCUGAUCGAACAACUCGCCCAAUGCGUGCCAUAUCUGCACACGCUCUCUGAGACUGUGUUUUCGAACAAAGAUAUCCCGUCUUUCGGUUGCCGCAUGGAGUCCAGUGUCGACAUAUCUCGCGGAAGGAUCAUCGAACUCGUCGCAAGAGUCCCUGUUGAGAACUCGAUGAAGCAGGUUAGCGAUGUCCUAUGGGGAGAUAUCAACAACAUCGGCCAUUCGCCCGACAUAUCAUACCGAUGGAUAAAUGAACGAGGACCUGAUGCCGUGGCCAAGAGCUUCGAUUUAACUGUUCGAUGCCCCAGUGGCACAACGGCGACCCACGGUCUCCAAUACUUGCACAGGUUCGAGGAGAAAGAGCGAAUCGUUCAUAUUCGGCAAUCCAAGUUGUUUUUUCCCAGUAAAGGUUUAGAAGGACUACGAUUAUGUAGUCACGCUUGGACGGUCAUCUCGAAAACAACAACUGAAAAGUGCGAAGUGAAAUUUUACUUGCAACUUUUUGUCGAGCGACAGGAAGGGUUUUCGGCAGUGGAAAAGGACAUCAAGUUCAUUCAGGAAGAUGUGCUGGACACGUGGGCGAUGAAGUUGCGCUCGCAUUGGCAGUGGCAGCAAGAGUUGGUGACGGUGAACACUGCACCUGCGGCGCCACGGUAA